UUUCUUUUUCUUAGGAUUUUUAAAGAUCAUAAGCCUUAUAAAUACUAAGCACCAACCACCAAGCAACAACGCUUUAUAUCCCCUACUUGGAACAGAUUAAAAGUUACAGAGCGGUUUCGGUUUUAGAGUGUAUUUGCAUGCCGGGCGCUUCAGAGCUCUUCUAUGGAAGGAGGUCUCGCAUAGGCCGAAUCACCCCUGAACCAGGAGGAAUCGGGAUAAGUGAAGCUCCCGAUCGAAACCCUUACCAUCACCACCACCACAACAACAACAACCACAACCAUCGUCACCAUCAUAAUCGUAAUCGCAGCAGCCAUGAUGUCAGGCCUCUUUGCUAUCGCACUUUUCAAUCUGAGCGUGAAUCAAUUCGAAUAGAAAAUGUUGCUAGCCAAUCUGGUACAAGCAAUGAUACCAGCACAGAAAUUUCAAGCAGUAGAGCCAGCAGGCUGAGAUUCACAAGGAAUGACAGGCUUCCUGGAGCUGUACUACUGGCAAGGGAAAGGCUUGUUGAAAGACUGAGAGGUGUAUCUCUCUCUGGUAACAGACAAAGUGGCAGAGCAUCAUCAGGCAUCUCCUGGGAUGAGUUUGCAGUUAGCGAUGACUUUAGGCUUGUUGACGCUGGGGACUGGGAGACUGAGGGCCCAAGGGAGUGGUUCCCAUUAAGUGUUUCUGAUUCCCAAACAGGCCUAUCAUCUUUGCCGGGUUUAAACCACAAGAAGCCACCAGGACUCAGCAGGGAGGAGGUGAAGUGUCUUCGCCAUGAGGUCUUCAACAAGAUGGGCGUAAGUGAUGAGAGGUUGGUACUAAUUGCAGCACAGGAGUGUAGUAUAUGCCUGGAGAGGUUCCAGGAAGGAGAUUUGCUGGUCUCCCUUCCUUGUGAGCAUAGGUUCCACUCUGCGUGCUUGGAGCCAUGGGUGCUGACUCGUGGGGAUUGCCCGUACUGUCGAACAGGUGUAGUUGUUGGUGAUCACCCGGUGGGAACGAAUAUACUUCCAUGAGCAAAGUGGGUGUUCUUUUUACUGUAUACUGUAGAACCAAAUGGGAGACUGCUUGGACUC
Telopea speciosissima is the source of this 1055-nucleotide messenger RNA. RefSeq names its product probable E3 ubiquitin-protein ligase RHY1A. The transcript is spliced from 4 exons. Lineage: Eukaryota; Viridiplantae; Streptophyta; Magnoliopsida; Proteales; Proteaceae. The record is from RefSeq and is a predicted model, not a curated record. The coding region runs from base 138 to 995 and encodes 285 amino acids.